AUGUCCUCGUACAUCUUCAAUCAUGUUUUCCUACCCCCAAAGCUGCCCCAGCUAAAUGAUACGACACCAGAGGUCGAAGUUGGCCUGACAGAGCUGUUUCAUAAUACUUUGAGCUUGUUCUUAGAUGAUCUUCCAGAAGAAGAGCAAGGGAAUUGGAUGAGACUUCCUGCAAUGCUAAACAUACUUCUGAACAAUAACAACAUCGAAAGUCCGUUCAGAAAUCUUGAUGAGAAGUUGGGCAACAUGAGGGAAGGAGAUGUAUUGGCUCUUCAUAUCACUCACCAAAAUGCCGGGCUUGUGCUUCGAAGGCAACUCCAAACUUACUCAAUCGAGAUCUUCGAACUGUCAGCAACUUCACAAGCAGUGACGGGUACAACUGGAAGAUUGGUACACAGGUUCCCUGGUCCAGUGAUCGUUGUCCCCGAGGCGCGAGUAGACCACAAUUUUCGAAAGGCAUUUACACAGUGUUUUACGUCUCUGGAAAGCGAGACUCCCAAGGAUGCGAUCGGCAAAGGUUGCGGAGCACACAGAGAUACUAUACACCCCCGAUUUGCCACAGAAUGGCUACCUGGCAUAUUACGAGGUAUUGGCUCACCGCUCGACGUCUCUCGAGUUUACAAACGGACACGCGAUGAUGUCCUGUGGGGAGAUGGCUUGGAACCGUGGCGUCGCUCUCCACGAUGGACUCUACUGAAAGUCGCUUUGCAGACCAGUAUCGUGAAUCGGAUAGGAGAUCACACACGCUACAAGAUCUUCAUGGUAUACUUCAUGGCCACUAUACUCGAAAAAGCAGUGGAUCAUAAAUGCAGCAGCGAUAUUCUCCACGUAAUGCUAGCAAAGCUCAGCCGACGCAUUCGUAAAUUGGACAUCACCAGUCCUGGCAAUAAUCCUAUCUGGGCUCAACGAUCACAAGAAUUCGUCACGGAAAGUAUGGAAUCUGCUCGUAACCUCAUCGCCAAGAGGUGGAACAUCAUUCAAAAGGCUGCCGACUCAGCAGGCACUUUCCAUGUUGCUGAGCUCGAAAAACUCAAGCCUCAAUCGGACACAAUAUUGCAUCUUGCCAACCUCCGUCCAUAUCUCAAACAAGUUCACAAUAUCGAGAUCAAACGAUACAACAAAAGCACAUUCGAUGAGAAAUGUAGCCGACGCAUCAAUGGAAAGAGGAAUUCUCUUCCGGAACCAGAAUCUGCUGAGCCAAAAUCACCUUUUGAAGUAUCCUUGAGCUUGCUAGAUCUGGAAGUGUGGGUGUCAAAAUCGCUCGAUACCUGGCUCGACCGAAACAUCAAAUCCGAGAGUCGCUUUGUCAAGCUAUCCAAUGUCAUCAUUUGGUACAUUUCGACUUCUCCUACGGUAUAUGCUGGCUCCGCAGAAGGCUUCUCAGUCAUGAUCUUGACUAUGAUGCUUCUCUGGGUUGCGCUUGAUAAAGCCACCAUAUUCCACUAUCCACUCUUGAAGAACUUCGACCCUGGCUUCCCAACCACUUUGUUUGAUGCUCUUCUUUUGCCAAAGAGAAAUCAGAUGAUCCAUCUGCGCGAUAUCGAGCAGUAUCUUUUGAAACGGAAAACAAACUCGGACCGUGAUAAUCCAUCUAUAUUCACAGACGUCACAUCUUCCUCGAGUUUCGGAGCUCAGUAUUUCGAGCAGUCAUUCGACCACCAGAAACUGAAAAGAAGUAUUGAAAGGGAAGCUAAAGACGAGUCGAAGGCGAAAAAGGAUGAGUUGAAAGAGAAAAAAAAGGAAUUUUCGAAGCUGACGCAAAGAUCGGAGCUUCUGAGCUGUACGACUAUCAUGCACAGGAGCAGGAGAAAUCCGGUGUCGCAGGAAGUUCACGAUCCGAAUUGUACCAAAUGUGAUCUUCGCAGGCAAGCUCAAUCUCUCAGGAUCACCUGUUACGAGUGGCCUCUUCCGGAAUCAGAGCCUGCAGCGAAGUCUGUUGUCUUUGAGCUGGAUAUUCCAAGCCUAAUCUGCAGCUGGCGAUCUACAACUUACCGAAUUUUGGCCGACAUAUUGAAUCCUUCUCCUCUUCCUCUCGUCAAACCAAAGAACGUCAGUCUUACCGAGUAUCCAGGUCUUAAGAACUACCUUAAGUCAAAAGCAGACAGAUUGCAACUGGCCUCGUCCACCAAGCCUUUCGCACAAACGCAAUACGCUUCUCGGGCAGUUUCCGACGCAACAGAGAACGAUGUUUGUGUCCCCAAUAACUUAAACUUCGCCAUGCAAGAUUUGAAGUCCCAGCGUAGUACACGCGAACGUCUCAACAAGUCCGAUAUUCAUGAAAGGUGUACCUUGAGGCUCCCAAAAGGCUGUUAUCAUAGCCUUCAAUACGCCGUCGCUAGCACUAAACAUACCUCGAAUGAGGUCUUAUCGAAGCAUGCGAUCUGCCCUGACGGUCUCACUGUGCAUGAAGUCCGUGCUUUCGCGGCUUUACGCAGUGGUCAUAGACUUCAGUGGCUUAACAUCGCUCGAGAACUUGUCUCCCAAACACUAGAUCUCAAGAAAGAAGAAGUGUACCUCCUACUACUUCAGGCUUCUUGCCAAGCAGGCCCUUCAGCUCUACAACAAGUAUCGAGAGACUCGCAUAUCGAACUUGAAGAGGAAAGCUUUGGUCAAAAUCUCUUGUCUGCCAUGGAAGCAGCUCUGGCAUCUGUCGGAAGCAAUUGGCAAGGUUCCGUGGCGGCACUCACAUUGAUCUCAUUAACCAUUCGCCUGCUGUCCGUAUCGUUACAUGAGUCUGUUCGAAAUAGGUGUCUCAGAUUUCUCCAAAAAGCGCGGAAUAUUACGAUAGGAUGGUUACGAAUGGUUGUAGAGAUUCUGCACGAAAGCUCCAGCGAAGAAGAGAUGCUUUAUCUCACCCUUCGAGCUCUUGACUUAGCCCUGAUCUGUCAUUCAACCUUCGACGUUGACCCACGCCAGCUGCUCGCCCUUCUGUCUACGACCGAAAAUGUCUCCAUUGUCAUCGAAACUGCCACCACUAUUAAGGAACGUUGUCCAGUCUCACAAGAGAUAUUGUCAACACUGACUCGAGAGCUUUUGCAUCGAUUUUCUAGAACAGCUCACACUGUUGAGUCAGUACUGCGGGAGCGAAUUGUUGCCUCUUCAGACGGAAUCAACAAAGCCGUGAAACGACUAUGGCCUGGGUAUGAACCUGGAACGCCCUGGGCCGUAGUUGAGGCUCCAGAGGAUCGGUGGUUAACAACUAGGACUUCUAAUUCAGACAACGUCUCCCCAAUGACACUUCACUACAAUCUAUUGACUGGCUCUCUGCUCAUCGCGUCUCGCCCACUAAAUCGAUUGCUCCCCGAGUAUGAAUCUCACUCAAUGUACAAGCGAUUGUUUGGAAGUAAGAUCCUUGAGGUCGUCCCGUCAAGUAAAGGUUUGCACUUUGAGACGCGGAAUUCGGUUCAUGGCUUUCAGGUUCAUUUUGCCUUGCACGAUAAAGAUCUGAUUGUCAGAGCUAGCAAAGAUCGCGAGUUAUACGAAGUCAUCCCUACUCAUGCCCUCGAGAAAGAUUUUCCUCGUACCCUUGUUCAGAAUUACGUACACUGGAUACAUCUAGGCUCAAUGGUCAUUGAAUGGAGGCCACUGCACAGCAAAUGGCUUCCGUCUACCGAGAAUUGGCGCAUUUCCGCACCCGAAGACGCUAGCUCAAGCAGACUGGCAUUGAAGAGCAGGUGUCUCGUGGAACCUGGAAGUCCUACCGCGGUAGUCAUUCAGCGAUGGCUCAAGCCUCUCGAAAACCCUCCGAAUAUCAAUAUCUAUUACAAUGAUGAGAUCGAGGAAACCGAAGUUUGUCUUCCUAGGAUGAACCUAGACUUCAUCUUGCGGGAUACUGAGCUAGAGUCUAAGCAGUUUCGAGGCAUGAUUGUGGACACUAAUCAAUAUAUAGGGACUUUACAUGGUCUGCAACACAAGCUGGUUUUGAGAGAUAUUCAAGGACCAUCGCGCAUCACAAUAGUUCCACACGGAACUGUGUCAUACCAUCGGAGAAAACACCAUGUCCAGGUUUCUAUUUAUACAGGGCUCAGUGACAAAAUUCCGUACCAUCAAUUCGUUAUUGACAAGGAUCUUGGGCUACUUAUCGACAAUGGCAAUUUACGCAGUCGAUUGUUCAAACUUUAUCUUCACGCUCUGACUUCCCAUUGUCUUCCUGAUCCUCUGACAUCCAGAACAGGAUCUGAAGAGGCACUUCAUGGACUGAGACUGGCCAGCACUCGAUCUUUUCUUUCCUUGGAUCCAGAACACGUUGAGCUUCUCAGAUGUUUCGCGAAGCUUACGCCAUCUCGUACUUUCUACCCCAAGGGAUCCAAGUUCAUGCAGACUGUGAACUGGGAGGACUUAUCCCCAUUAUCUCAUCACGAAGGCUUUGUCACUGAGGCACAUUCUAUGUUGCUUCAAGCAGAAUCGUUUCAAGUGUUCCAACCUAGCUUAGACACGAAGUACAAGAUAGAACGAGGACCUCGUGAGCUCAGGCAGCGGGCAGCAAUACGCAGUGCAUGCUACCGGGUUCAUCCCUUCGGAGCUGAAUGCUUCGACGCAAGCUAUGAUGCAACAUACAAUUCAACAAGAGAUGCAAUACCCAACAGCUCUCGUGAACGUGAAGCAUGCUACAUUGCCACAAUGGUAGACAAAUGGAGUUGUCGUCUCGAUCCAUACAACGAUCUCUUCCACCAAAUUCAAAUGUGGGGCUCUUUUUUCCACGGUCCACAGUCCGAUUUCCGACUCGAUUUCAGCAAGCGAUGGAUGGAGACUCCCAGCAGCUUCAUGCCCCAAUAUUGGUGCAGCAUACAGUCAUUAUUAUCAAAGUCUGAUGCUACUAGAGACAAACUUCAAAUCACGAUCUUUCUAGCAAACCUAGCAAGCUCGAGACAUGAUAAUGCCCCUCUAAUUCAUACACUUCUCGCUCUUGCAACAGCACCAGCCUUGCGCCACAUACAACCACCUCCGUAUGCCCAUUUUGAUUUUUCACGCGGCUUCGAGCCUGAAAAAUCUAAAGUGAGUGCGAUUAUCGAAGGGUGCAAAGUAUCAUUCGAGAACAGUCCGGAAAGCCGGAUAGAUCGACUUCCCGAGGAAAGUGAUUUCUAUUUCUUGGAUAGACGCCAAGCUGCUUAUCAAGCCGCGACAAAACUUCAGGUUAGCAAGUGUUUGAAUGCUUUGAUGCGCCAAUGGCCUUCUAAAGAUGUUAUCCCACCCCGAACGCUGGACACUGAAACAUAUUUGCCUCUCUUGAGUAAUUCCAUGGGAAACAUUCGAUCUUUGUUCGAGACUUGUCACAAGAAUUUCGAAUUUCGUCAGUAUAUAGAAGACGUCCAGAUUGUGCUCGAUUCGUUACCCCAGCCGCUACAGCAACCCGAAUACUACUCCAUCCCACCUCAAGAAGACACGUACAAGAAUGUACGCGCCUAUCUGAUGAUCGACGACCUAUUGCAAAAUCCAGCGCCUGAUUUACCACUUUCUCAAGAUGAGCUUGAGGAGCAGUUUGUGACUAUGCGCGACCAGCCAGCAGUGGAGUCAGGAUCUUCAAAAUUGAAGUCUCUGCUGAACAAGCUGUCUAAGUCUGCCAACGGGCAUUAUCAGAGGAUGUACGUGAAAGACUUGCAGAAGUCUCACAAUGCUUUCCUCGCCAACACGUCAGCCAAGCCUCAACUAAUGUCUGGCGUCCCUUACUCCGAGCUAACAACGCCUUUGGACCAAUGCAAGAAGAUCGUUGAAACUUUGUAUAGGAAAGUCUGUUCGAAACUGGUUGUUUCAGGUACACAAAUCGACAAUGCUCGACAAGCAAUGCUUCCACGCCUGUCACCAAGCGUUCUCCUUCAAUUACUUGCUCGCUUCGAACCCGUGAGCGCUGAGUGGAAACUUGCUCUGACUCGUUAUGCUCUUGCUAUAACAUCUAUGCAAAGAGCUGAACGAUUGGUAGCGUGCAGCGAAAGUGAUUCGGACAUCGACAUAUUAAACGAGCUGACAAACAGUGGUCACACCAAUUGGGAUCCGAUGGAUUUGCCUGAGUGGCUACUUCUGGAACUGGAGAGUAAUAUUCUCAUCCGCCCUGAACAAGGCAAUAUUCAGAUCGCAGUUCUUGAAUUUACCAACCAAUUGGCAGAUGCUGACCUCAAGACAAUAGCUCAGAUUGCUCGUGAGAUGAUUGCACCACAGUCGGGAUCGAAUUCUAUCAUGCAGUUGAACAUGGGACUUGGGAAGUCCUCUAUCAUCGUGCCAAUCGUUGCUGCAACUUUGGCAGAUCGAAAGAAGCUCUCCAGAGUGAUUGUUCUAAGUACGUCAGAAUUCACUUCAUCUCGACCACAAUUUGAGCAACUUACUCUCGAGACAUUCUCGAAAGCUAUCGGCUCCUACGCCUAA
This is a messenger RNA of Mollisia scopiformis, 6354 nucleotides long. RefSeq lists its product as uncharacterized. The record is from RefSeq and is a predicted model, not a curated record. The transcript is spliced from 9 exons. Bases 1 to 6354 code for a protein of 2117 amino acids. NCBI's taxonomy places the organism in Eukaryota, Fungi, Ascomycota, Leotiomycetes, Helotiales, Mollisiaceae.